AUGGAGAAGAAACUUUAUCAGUGUGAUGUCUGCGACAAGUCGUUCAGCCAAAGUAACAAUUUGACGACACACAAGCGGACGCACACUGGAGAAAAACCGUACGCGUGCGAUGUAUGCGAAAUGUCGUUCUCUGUAAGUUGUGUUUUGACGAGACAUCGACGCACGCAUGUUGGAGAAAAACCGUACACGUGCGAUGUAUGCGACAUGUCGUUCAGCCAAAGUAGCAAUUUGACGAGACACAAGCGGACGCACACUGGAGAAAAACCGUACGCGUGCGAUGUAUGCGACAUGUCGUUCUCCGAAAGUGGCGCUUUGACGAGACAUCGACGCACGCAUACUGGAGAAAAACCGUACGCGUGCGAUGUAUGUGAAAUGUCGUUCUCUAAAAGUGGCAAUUUGACAACACAUCGUCGCACGCACGCUGGAGAAAAACCGUACGCGUGCGAUGUAUGUGAAAUGUCGUUCUCUAAAAGUGACAAUUUGACGAGACAUCGACGCAAGCAUACUGGAGAAAAACCGUACGCGUGCGAUGUAUGUGAAAUGUCGUUCUCUGUAAGUUUUGCUUUGACGAGACAUCGACGCACGCACAUUGGAGAAAAACCGUACACGUGCGAUGUAUGCGACAUGUCGUUCAGCCAAUGUAGCAAUUUGACGAGACACAAGCGGACGCACACUGGAGAAAAACCGUACGCGUGCGAUGUACCUAUGCGAGAAGUCGUUCUCUGA
Messenger RNA from Acyrthosiphon pisum (pea aphid), 726 nucleotides. Its product is annotated as zinc finger protein 479-like. NCBI's taxonomy places the organism in Eukaryota, Metazoa, Arthropoda, Insecta, Hemiptera, Aphididae. The record is from RefSeq and is a predicted model, not a curated record. The transcript has a single exon. Gene Ontology annotation, biological process: regulation of transcription by RNA polymerase II. Bases 1 to 726 code for a protein of 241 amino acids. Gene Ontology annotation, cellular component: nucleus. Gene Ontology annotation, molecular function: RNA polymerase II cis-regulatory region sequence-specific DNA binding; DNA-binding transcription factor activity, RNA polymerase II-specific.